AUGGAUCCCUCGACAGCCUCGUCCCCUAACGCCCCUCCGCCCCAGCCCUCGCCCUUCUUCCGACUUCCACGCGAACUCCGAGAUUGGGUCUACGCAUAUGUCUUCACCGAUGCGGCCGGGCUGCGAUAUGAAUACGGCACGGCGCGGCUGUUGGGCAGCAGGCCACACUUCUGGGCUCUGCGCUUCACGUGUCGGCAGAGCCGGCAGGAAACAGUCGACUUCGCCUUUCAGCUCAAUCACAUAGUCUUCGACAACCUGGGCGGCCGGCGCAUUGACCGGCCCAACUACCGCAAGUACCUUAACCGGUGGGACACGGAGUACAGCGAGGAAGACCCAAGCGAUCCCGCGCGCGACGCCAUCGCCAAGCCCGUUGUCGACCGUGUGCAGAGCUUCCUGUCGCGCGUGCCCAGCGCACCCCAGCGCCGCCUGUUGGCCAACUUCACCGUCGUCGAGCUGCGCCCACUGGAGCACAUCUCGGCCCUGUUCGACGCCUUCGACGCCCACGGCCUGCCCGACGUGACCCUGACAGUCGUCCUCGUACCCAGCGUCGUCGGCACUUACCAGUUCGACGACAAGUUCCUGCGCGCCCUCGAGCGCCUGUUUGUCAAGCGCUGGUUCCGCUCAAGCAGACACACCGUCCGUCUGCGCCUCGAGGGCUUCGAGGGCCUGGAGGACUGGAUCCGCACCGAGUUCCCGACCGCAAGCAACGCCCCGGUCCAGCAGGCGUUGCUACGCCAGCUAAGAGACCUGCAGAGGUUGGCUGGCGCACUAAACUCUUUGAAGAAAGACGGCGACGGAGUGACGCUGCAGCAUUUGUCGACAAGUUUCCUGCUACUUAAUUAG
Molecule: messenger RNA, 843 nt
Organism: Lasiodiplodia theobromae
Lineage: Eukaryota; Fungi; Ascomycota; Dothideomycetes; Botryosphaeriales; Botryosphaeriaceae
Exons: 1
Coding region: 1-843 (280 amino acids)
Source: RefSeq, a predicted model, not a curated record